UCCUGCGGUCUCCUGGGGGCGGGGCACCACUGGCCCCGCCCCGCUCCCAGAUUUCUCGCUCUUGGAAGGCGCCGGCUGCGACUCUGGGAUUUGGCCAGAGUUGGCUGCUGCCCUCCAGUCAGUCCCUCGACGGUCUUUAGUGGAGAUGGAGGGCGCCCAGGAGAACCCCGCAGAGUCUAACUCCUCCGUCCUCAGGUCCGAAGAGCCUGCCAGGGGCCCCGAGGUGUUGCCUCCGGAAGAGUCGGAGGGCUGCGCUCGUUCCCUGGAGGCGGCCCCCAAGAAACUCUGUGGUUAUUUAAGUAAAUUUGGCGGCAAAGGGCCCAUCCGGGGCUGGAAGUCCCGCUGGUUUUUCUACGACGAGAAGAAACGUCGCCUGUAUUAUUCACGGACCGCGCAGGAUGCCAAUCCCUUGGACAGCAUCGACCUUUCCAGUGCGGUCUUUGACUGCAAGGCAGAUGCCGAGGAGGGGACUUUUGAAAUCAAGACUCCCAGCCGGAUUAUUACCCUGAAGGCCGCCACAAAGCAAGUGAUGCUGUAUUGGCUGCAGCAGCUGCAGAUGAAGCGCUGGGAGCUCCACAACAGCCCGCCUGCACCUCCCGCCGUCCCUGAUGCCACCCUGGCUGGGAAUGGGCCUGCCCUGCGUCUCGAGCUAGAGCAAGAGGAAGCGGAGCUGGACGGGUUCCUGUGCCCUGUGCAAACACCCCCCGGGCUCGUGGGUGUGGCAGCCGCCUCGCAGCCGGCACCUGCCGUGCCCUCCGCCCUUCAGAAUAUUUCUCUCAAGCAUCUGGGAACUGAAAUACAAAACACGAUGUACAAUAUUCGGGGCAACAGGCAGGCCCAAGGAACGGGCCACGGACCUCCAGGGGAAGAGUCUCCACUGAGUGAGGAACCUCAGAGGGCAGAGCAGCCUUUACCCUCUGACCCCAGCACCCCAGAUGCAGCGGAUUCUCCAAAGCCUAUACCCAAGUCUUCUCUGACCGCCAACCUCAUUCAGAAAGCCAAGCGCCAGCACAACACCUUCCCACUCUUUGCCGAAGGCCUCACACGAAGCCGAACCGCCCAGGAAAAAGCGGUGGCCUUGGAGCAGCAGGUUCUGGUGCUCACCAAGGAGCUCAAGUCUCAGAAGGAGCUGGUGAGGAUCCUGCACAAGGCGCUAGAAGCUGCCCAGCAGGAGAAGAGGGCGUCCAGCGCGUACCUGGCAGGUGAGGACAAGGACCGGCUGGAACUGGUGCGGCACCAAGUGCGGCAGAUCGCAGAGCUGGGCAGGCGGCUGGAGGCCCUGGAGCAGGAGCGGGAGAGCCUGGCCCAGACGGCGAGCCUGCAGGAGCAGCAGGUGCAGGAGCUGCAGCGGCACGUGCAGCUGCUCAUGGACAAGAACCAGGCCAAACAGCAGGUCAUCUGCAAGCUCUCCGAGCAGGUCACCCAGAACUUCAUGCAUCCGCCUCCCCGGCCCUCUGUGCCCCCGGGGCCUGGCGACAAAGGCUUCCUGAGCCAGCAGGAGAAGAUGGAGCACCUGAAGGAUGACAUAGAAGCGUACCGGACCCAGAAUGGCUUCCUCAACUCCGAGAUCCACCAAGUCACAAAGAUCUGGAGAAGGGUGGCUGAGAAGGAGAGGGCCCUCCUGAUGAAGUGCGCCUACCUCCAAGCCAAGAACUGCCAGGUAGAAAGCAAGUACCUGGCAGGGCUGCGGAGGCUGCAGGAGGCCAUGGGCGGCGAGGCCAGCGAGUGCGCCGAGCUGCUGAGGCAGCUCACCCAGGAGGCGCUGCAGUGGGAAGCCAGGGAGGCGUCGGCCGAAGACGCGGAGCUGAGCCCCGUCAGCGAGUAUGACGAGUAUGGCUUCCUGACGGUGCCCAACUACGAGGUGGAAGACCUGAAGCUGCUGGCCAAGAUCCAGGCACUAGAGGUGCACUCCCACCACCUGCUGGCCCACGAGGCUGUGGAGCGGCCGCUGCGGGAGCGGUGGGCCGCCCUGGGCGAGCUCACACCCUCGGUCGAGCUGAAGCAGCUGCUGCGGGCAGGUGUGCCCCGAGAGCACCGGCCGCGUGUCUGGAGGUGGCUGGUCCACCUCCGCGUCCAGCACCUGUGGAGCCCCGGCCGCUACCAGGAGCUGCUGAGCCGGGGUCAGGUUCAUGAACACCCCGCGGCCCGCCAAAUUGAGCUGGACCUGAACCGUACCUUCCCCAACAACAAGCACUUCACCUGCCCCAGCUCCAGCUUCCCCGACAAGCUACGCCGGGUGCUGCUGGCCUUCUCCUGGCAAAACCCCACCAUCGGCUACUGCCAGGGCCUGAACAGGCUAGCGGCCAUUGCUCUGCUGGUCCUGGAGGAAGAGGAGUGUGCCUUCUGGUGCCUGGUGGCCAUUGUGGAGACCAUCAUGCCGGCUGACUACUAUAGCAAGACGCUCACAUCAUCCCAGGCGGACCAGCGGGUGCUCCAGGACCUCCUUUUGGAGAAGCUGCCCAGGCUGAUGGCUCACCUGGCACAGCACCGCGUGGACCUCUCCUUCAUCACCUUCAACUGGUUCCUCGUGGUCUUUGCGGACAGUCUCAUCAGCAACAUCCUUCUCCGGGUCUGGGACGCCUUCCUGUACGAGGGCACCAAGGUGAUAUUCCGCUACGCCUUGGCCAUUUUCAAGUACAACGAGGAGGAGAUCCUGCGGCUGCAUGAUGGCCUGGAGAUCUACCAGUACCUGCGCCUCUUCACCAAGACCAUUUGCAACAGCCAGAAGCUGAUAAACAUCGCCUUCAACGACAUGAACCCUUUUCCUAUGAAGCAGCUGCGGCAGCUGCGGACGGCCCACCGGGAGCGGCUGGAGGCUGAGCUGCGCGAACUGGAGCGGCUGAAAGCCGAGUACUUGGAGACCCGGAACUCGCAAGCCCCAGCGGUGCCUGAGGGUUGCGCCAGUGAGGACGAGGGGGAGGGGGAGGCCUGACUUGGCCACCUGCUCUCCCCAAAGCUCCUUCUCCCCCUUGACUGGCAGGCCCCCGGGAGGAUGGCCGUGGAGCAGCGGCCCAGCCCGCGAGCCCCAUCACUGUGCGAUGCUGGGCAAGUCCCUUCCCCUCUCUGGGGCUCGGUCUCCCCAUCAGAACAUUGUCUGCGGUGAAGCCUUUGGUUGGGUCAUGCCCUCAUGAGCGCAUACCCAGGGGUGCCACCCCUUUCUCCUCUUCCACAGAGCACUUUAGCACACAGACAAGCAAGAAUGCUGUCUUAUAGGGUAACCUUGAAUGUUCUUUAAGUUUUGUCUGUAUAAAACAAUAUAAAUAUUAGAAACAGUUAA
Molecule: messenger RNA, 3277 nt
Organism: Hyaena hyaena (striped hyena)
Lineage: Eukaryota; Metazoa; Chordata; Mammalia; Carnivora; Hyaenidae
Gene: TBC1D2
Product: TBC1 domain family member 2
Exons: 13
Coding region: 146-2932 (928 amino acids)
Source: RefSeq, a predicted model, not a curated record